Juglans regia (Persian walnut) is the source of this 904-nucleotide messenger RNA. Its product is annotated as 40S ribosomal protein S18. The record is from RefSeq and is a predicted model, not a curated record. Bases 128 to 586 code for a protein of 152 amino acids. Gene Ontology annotation, molecular function: RNA binding; structural constituent of ribosome. The transcript is spliced from 4 exons. Gene Ontology annotation, biological process: translation. Gene Ontology annotation, cellular component: small ribosomal subunit; cytosol; ribosome. NCBI's taxonomy places the organism in Eukaryota, Viridiplantae, Streptophyta, Magnoliopsida, Fagales, Juglandaceae.
UAUAUAUAUAUAUAUUGGGAAAAAACCUAACCACAGGUCCACAGCUCGCAGCUUCCGACUUCGGCACCUCCUCUUUCCUACCUCCGAAUAAUCUCUACCCUUCUCUCUCUCUCUCGGAGAUUCCAAAAUGUCGCUGGUGGCGAACGAGGAGUUCCAGCACAUAUUGCGUGUGCUGAACACCAACGUCGACGGGAAGCAGAAGAUUAUGUUCGCUCUUACCUCCAUUAAAGGUAUCGGUCGCCGCUUGGCCAACAUCGUCUGCAAGAAGGCCGAUGUCGACAUGAACAAGAGAGCUGGUGAAUUAAGUGCCGCUGAGCUGGACAAUCUCAUGGUUAUUGUUGCCAACCCUCGCCAGUUCAAAAUCCCAGACUGGUUUUUGAAUAGGAAGAAGGAUUACAAGGAUGGCAAAUACUCUCAGGUGGUUUCCAAUGCACUUGACAUGAAGUUGAGAGAUGAUUUAGAACGAUUGAAGAAGAUCAGGAACCAUCGAGGUCUGAGACACUACUGGGGCCUUCGCGUUCGCGGUCAGCACACGAAGACUACUGGUCGGAGGGGGAAGACUGUUGGUGUCUCUAAGAAGCGCUGAGUUUUUUUUUCUCUUUUGUUUUCAUCAGUUAAUAUAUAAUUGGGCAACCGAUGAAUUUUGUGAAUUUAGUAUGUUGGAUCAGAGACGUUUUUCUACUGUGGUCGUGGUUGGGUAGUACACACACUAUUCUUGGGUUUCUUAGCCAUGUAACCCUAUUUAUCUUAUUAGGCUCAAUUUUGGUUUUUCAAUGAUCAUAGCUAGUGGUAUUCUUCUACCUGGUGUGUGGUACACGACUGUGACUGUUUUUCUUAGCAGAAAAGGAAACCUUCUAGCUAUCUGUAUGAAAACCAUAAUAAAUUGGUUUCUAAACUUGCAUUA